This is a messenger RNA of Rhopilema esculentum, 2187 nucleotides long. RefSeq names its product ceramide glucosyltransferase-B. NCBI's taxonomy places the organism in Eukaryota, Metazoa, Cnidaria, Scyphozoa, Rhizostomeae, Rhizostomatidae. The record is from RefSeq and is a predicted model, not a curated record. Gene Ontology annotation, biological process: glucosylceramide biosynthetic process. Gene Ontology annotation, molecular function: ceramide glucosyltransferase activity. Gene Ontology annotation, cellular component: membrane.
CAAGCCCGCCAAUGUUGAUGUUGUUGUUCAUUGAACGAAGAGCGAGCCAGGCAGCAGAGUAGUAAACAAACAAAAGAGUUUCACAUGCUGGUGAAACUUUUCUUAAAAAUGUAUUAUGAUGUUUCAACGUUAGAUAUUGUCGCUUUUUUAUGCAUAGCAGGAUGGCUGUUUAUGAUGUUUGUCCAUUUGGUCGCUAUUAUAUAUGGGAAAAUACAUUUGUACAGUUGGGGGAACUCUACAAAUUUAGAUGAGUUGCCAGGGGUGACAAUAUUGAAGCCUGUUGUAGGAGAUGAUGCUAACUCAUACAAGAACUUCCAGUCUUUUUUUGAAUUAGAAUAUCCAAAGUAUGAAAUAUUAUUCUGUUUUCAAAACGAUCAUGAUCCAGCAAUAGCGACAAUUGAAAAGUUACUUGGUGCAUAUCCCAAGGCAGAUGCAAAAAUAUUUCGUUGUGCUUUAAAUGUAGGAGUAAAUCCCAAAGUAAACAAUAUGAUGCAGGGAUACAAUGUGGCAAAGUAUAACCUCAUUUGGAUAAGUGACAGUAGCUUGAAAGUAACGCCCAACACCCUGCAAGAAAUGGUAUCUCAUAUGAAGCAGAAAGUUGCAGUUGUUCAUCAGUUGCCAUUCAUUACAAAUGGAGAUGGAUUUGGAGAAAGCUUAGAAAAGGUUUACUUUGGUACACAGCAUGCCCGUGUAUACUUGUUCACCAACUGUAUGCAACUUCAGUGUGUUAAUGGCAUGUCAAGUCUCAUUAACAAAACAGCUCUUGAAGAAAUCGGGGGUCUUCGAUCACUUUCUGACUACAUCGCUGAAGAUUAUUACAUGUGCAAAGAGUUUUACAAAAGGGGCUACAAGCUUGUUCUUAGCACACUGCCUGCCUUGCAAAAUCCAGAAGUAAGAACCGUAGCCAAAUUUAGAGACAGGAUGGUCAGAUGGACCAGGCUACGACUUACUAUGGAACCCUUCCCGCAAUGUCUCGAACCACUGACAGAAUGUUUUGUAAUUGGCUUAUGUAUGGCGUUAGCGGUCAACUAUUUCACCAACCGGUCUAUCAUCUUCUCAUUUGCUCAACAUUGCCUUAUUUGGUUCGUCUCGGACCAAAUCCUCCUCCGCAUUGUACAAGGGCCAAAUGGACCAUUGCCGUCGUUGCUGAGGCGAUCUUUGGUGUGGCUUUUCCGUGAAACGUGCACUUAUUUCUUAUACCUGCAAGGCUUAUUUGGUCGUAGUGUGGCCUGGAGAACUAGGAAGUUCAAAUUAUCCGUUGGUGGUAAGGCUAAAGCUGUAAACCACAAUUCUUACAAUGACUGAAAAAACUGUUUUUAAUCGUUAGCUAAAUAUUUUAAUUGUCUUUUAUCAGAACACUCAAAUAGACAUUUUUAAUAAGCUUAGGAUAGUGAAUUUAAAAUUUGAGCCAUAUUCUUCCUUAAAAAUUUUCUGUAAACUAACUUUUCCAUAAACUUAAUCGUUUUGUAUUUAUUUAAAGUAUUUGCUUUGCUAUACAUUAAUUUUAGGACAAAUGAACAAAUGAGUCAAAAAUUAGUUUUCAAUCGAAAGAUAUGGCUGAAAAUAUAAAGUAGGAAGGAAAAGGCAGCCAUUUGCCCUCCACUGUGCCCCACUUUUGGAGCAAGAUAAUUAUUUCUUCUGAGAAAAUCUUCUGAGUAAUACAUUUGGUACUCAGGCAGAGCAAAAAAGAAAAAAGUGUGAUAUGUCUUGUUAUAUUUUAUAGCUGCUCUUAUUCAAAAAGGUAUCUGGGGUUUCAAGAUAACAGGUACUGCUAAAAACGAGUAAGUUUUCAAGGCUUAUAUAUUUUGGACCAGCAUUGAAGAAGACACGUUUAUUGUACUGCAUCGUUUCUACACCUAAGGCCGUAAAGUGCUGACAUUAAUGUGUUUAAGGUACCCUUAGUACUGUGUCAUGGCCCGAUUGGCUUACAUAAAGGUGCGUGAAUUUCAAGGAUCUUGUUAUGCAGUUAUGAGUACCGCUCAAAUAGCUUUGAACUUGACGUUUAAUGUGUCAGGAUAUCAUUUGUCCUUAGCGUAGAAUAAUUAAAAGCUGUUGACCUGCUUCUUAAAGCUUUUUAAAAGACCUUUCUUGUAUGCUUUUAUUUUCUCAAACAGCUGUGAUAAUUAAAUGACAUGAAUUUGGCAUUUUAGGCCAGCACAUCCAGAUUUCAGUAUUACAGUUUGUAAA